CAAGAAGUUCGUCAUCCCCGACUUCCAGUCCUUCACCUCCCAUAUUGACCAGCUUUAUGAGAAAGCCAAAAACCUCUCUGAAGGGCAGGUAGCAGAUUACAUUCCUCAGCUCGCCAAGUUCAGCCCGGACCUAUGGGCCGUCUCGCUCUGCACCGUCGAUGGACAGAGUCCUGCGUGAAGCCUCUGAAGUACGCAGUGGCGGUUCAUGACCACGGAACCGAGUAUGUCCACAGCUUCAUCGGCAAGGAGCCCAGCGGCCUGCGCUUCAACAAACUGUUCCUGAACGAAGACGAUAAGCCUCACAACCCCAUGGUGAACGCCGGAGCCAUCGUUUGCACGUCGCUCAUUCAGCAAACUGCCAGCAACGCAGAGAAAUUUGACUAUGUCAUGAACUUUCUGAAACAGAUGGCAGGAAACGAGUACGUCGGGUUCAGCAACGCUACAUUCCAGUCGGAGCGCGAGUCUGGAGACAGAAACUUCGCCAUCGGAUAUUACCUGAAGGAGAAGAAGUGUUUCCCUGAAGGAACCGACAUGACGUCUGUGCUGGACCUUUACUUCCAGCUGUGCGCCAUCGAGGUGACCUGUGAGAGCGCCAGCGUCAUGGCCGCCACGCUGGCCAACGGCGGCAUCUGUCCCAUCACGGGCGAGCGCGUCCUGAGCCCGGAGGCGGUGAGGAACACGCUGAGCCUGAUGCACUCCUGCGGGAUGUACGACUUCUCGGGACAGUUCGCCUUCCAUGUCGGACUGCCGUCCAAGUCCGGGGUGGCCGGAGGAAUCCUGCUGGUCGUUCCCAACGUGAUGGGAAUCAUGUGCUGGUCGCCGCCGCUGGACAAACUGGGAAACUCGGUCCGAAUUCAGUUCUGCACGGAUCUGGUCGAACUUUUCAACUUCCACAACUAUGACAACCUGAGGCACUUUGCCAAGAAGCACGACCCCGCGCCGAGAGGGAGGCGACCAGAGGGUAAGUCUGUCAUCAACCUGCUGUUCGCUGCCUACACAGGAGACGUUUCCGCCCUGAGGAGGUUCGCCCUGUCCUCCAUGGACAUGGAGCAGAGGGACUAUGACUCCAGGACGGCCCUCCAUGUGGCCGCAGCUGAAGGACACCUGGACGUGGUCCGCUUCCUGCUGGACGCCUGCAGGGUCAACCCGGUCCCGAAGGACAGGUGGGGCAACACGCCGCUGGACGAAGCCGUGCAGUUCGGCCAUCACGACGUGGUCGCCGCCCUGCAGGAGUACCAGGAGAACUACAAUCCGACCGACGGUUCUGACAAGACCAGCAACGAGAAGAACCUGGACAGCCUCCUGUAGAACCUCCGGAGGAAACCCGCUUCAGUGGCUUUGCUUUGUGUUUCCGCCUGUAUCCUGGUGUAACGUGUGUGAGCUUCAUGCAGCGUCUGUGAUCCGGUGUUUACAGUAUAUUUACUCAUAUUUAUAUAAAAAUGAAGAUAUCGAGUCAGGGAUGGGAACCAGAAACCUACGACAGCAUCAGGGCCAGAUGGAAAACAAAAGAUGAGAACCUUCCAGCCUAAAAAAAAAUAAAUGAGCUUUUCUCAGUUUGAAAAGUAAAAAUUGUUGGAAAAGAAUCUCAGAAAAUUUUCAUCUCAAAUUCUAUAGAACAGAAAGAUUUCUGAGUUUAAAGUCUGAAAAUUCCUAGAAAAAAAAUCUGGAAUUUUUCAGAUGAAUCAGAAAUUUUCUAGAAAAAUAAAAUAAAAACAUUGCUUGAUAAAAUCUCAGAAAUGCAGAAAAACAAAGAAAUCUUCAGAAGUCUAACUUUUUCAGUUUGAAACUCGGAAAAUUUCCAAGUCAAACAUUUUCAGAAAUUUUUUUCUCUAAAAUUGUUUGACAUCUGAAACUGAGAUGUAAAAAAAAAAAAAGUUUCUGAUAAAUCUGAACUUUUUUGGUGGUCAUUUCUCCUUUUGUCUACCUAUCAUGGCCCUAUUGCGUUGCCAUAUAAACCAGGUCCCACUUAUGUGAGUUUGUGUGAAAUCUUGGUGUAAAUCGUUUCAGGUAUCUGCUCUCUGAUUGGCUGACGGCCGCAGACGUCAGAUGAUUGUAUCCUGAAUGUAUUUUAUGACGACGGUGUCGUCGAAGCACAGAGACUUUGAGAUUCAUGUUUGUGUAAUUUAUUCAAUUUACAAUAAAGUUUUCCUUUUGGUUGCAUUCUGACUCCAGACCAAAGGUGGCGCUAAUUUUUGUUUUGUUUAGUGAUUUUUGAUGUGAUUGUUUAGGAACAAUCAUACCAAUACUAGCAUAGCAUGUUUCCAUCCCUUUGCUGCCGAGUGUCACUAAAAAGCUUCAAACCUAAAAAUUUA
Messenger RNA from Poeciliopsis prolifica (blackstripe livebearer), 2312 nucleotides. RefSeq names its product glutaminase kidney isoform, mitochondrial-like. The record is from RefSeq and is a predicted model, not a curated record. Gene Ontology annotation, molecular function: glutaminase activity; protein binding. Gene Ontology annotation, biological process: L-glutamine catabolic process. The transcript has 15 exons. Bases 133 to 1308 code for a protein of 391 amino acids. Lineage: Eukaryota; Metazoa; Chordata; Actinopteri; Cyprinodontiformes; Poeciliidae.